This is a messenger RNA of Fusarium sp. VM40, 2112 nucleotides long. The record is from the annotation of a GenBank genome assembly. NCBI's taxonomy places the organism in Eukaryota, Fungi, Ascomycota, Sordariomycetes, Hypocreales, Nectriaceae.
AUGCGACCCUUGAGGACAACUACUGCAGUAUGCUUCAUCGUCAUUCUCAUCUCGACCUUCGGCCAGGCGACAGCUUCCUCAGUAGACCCUAAGCUAUGCGGGAAAGCUUGUCGCCAAACAUUCCGAACUCUUCGCUUUGCAGAUGCCCCCAAAGGGGUAUUCUUCUCGGUGCAGGAAUGCACCAGUCUUCUGUACCAAACAUCCUUACAUCUCUGCUGGGACAUUCACUGCACUAAAGACGUCUGGGAGUAUGAGUCUAAGAUGAUGAAUCAGACAUGUCAAGAUAUCAACGGCUCAUCUCUUCCAUCGCACGACAUAAUCGAUGGUCUUACAGACAAGGAUAAGACUAGGAUCCGACACUUCAAUGCGACGGAUCCAGACCGCACUUCUCCAUUUGACGUGCUGAUGCUACCAUCUCAAGGCUACUACGAUCUUUGGAUCCGCACGCUGGAUGCACAUGACUAUGUUUGGAGAUACCACUAUUACUAUGGAUGGGCAAUGGCUGUCUUUUGGGCGGUGGUAGUCGCAGUCGGCAUCGUGAAUAGGAUAUCACCAAUUCCUGGUCAAGGCCCCAAGGGUUUAUGGCUCAAGCGCAACGUUCUUAUGCCCGCAACUCUAGGCCGACGUUGUGUGCAAGACUUUGGUGGCUGGGGUACUUUGCCACCACGUAUACAAACCCUGACUCUGAUGGCAUUCAUGCUCCUCAAUGUAGCAUGCACUCUGCACGGAUACAGAAUCUUUGAAGGUAUGCAACUACUGCGACAUGUCUCUGAUAGGACGGGCAUUAUUUCAUUUGCCAACUUUCCUCUAAUAUGGCUGUUUGGUAUGCGGAACAACCUUAUCAUAUGGCUAACUGGAUGGGAAUUUAAAACGUUUAACAAUUUCCAUCGCUGGGUUGGCCGCAUAGCCGCCGUUCAAGCUGUGAUCCAUUCGAUCGGAUACACAAUCCUCAUCUUGCAGAGGGGUGGGUGGGCUUACUUCUGGCGCAUGUGCAAUAUGACCUAUUGGUGGACGGGUGAGCUGGCUACUAUCUUCUUGUGCCUACUUAUCACAUUGUCAAUCUUUUGGCUCCGUCGUCGACACUAUGAGUUCUUCCUCAUAACCCACAUCGGAUUAUCCAUCCUCAUCCUCGCAACAAUGUUGGGGCACGUGUCGAUAUUUCGAGGCGACUAUGACCCUCUAGUGUGGAUUCCAGUCACGAUAUGGUUCCUGGACCGAUUCAUUCGCGGGGCUCGGAUCAUGGCCUUCAAUCCACAAAUCUGGAACACAAGCGCUCUCGUUACUUACAACGAAGAUGCACACAUGGUUCGCGUUGUUGUCCCACUGCGCCCAAGCAUGUACGAGAUACCGCCUGGAACAUUUUACUAUCUCAUGGUGCUGAACAAAUGGAACUUUUGGGAAAGUCAUCCUUUCACUGUAGCAUCAGUAUCAGGGACAAAACGACACGCUGUUAAACAACUAGCAGAAGAAUCAGCUUUGCUUGGGAAUGUUCCAGUCUCGUCGGAGGAAGCAGAAAGCGAUUCGGAAAAGGACCAUCGAGAAAUGACAUUCUUGAUUCGACCUUACGAUAGCUUUACAUCGCGUUUGAGGAACUACGCUGAGGCAGAACAUCCGAAACCAGCCAUAUUACGAGUGGCCGUUGAUGGCCCUUAUGGAAAGACUUUGCCCCUGGAGCGCUUCGAUGAAGUACUUUUCAUUGUUGGGGGUAGUGGUAUCGCAGUCCCGCUCUCAUAUCUUCAGAGACUUCUGCAAUUCACCAGUCAGCCAGGAUCUGUCGAAAUCCACUGGUCAGUACGGCAAACUGCUCUGGCUGUCGAUGUGCUCAAUCACGAAUUGAGGGAUGUGCUCAGAGAUGAGCGGUUGAAGAUCGUCAUCUACGCCACGGGUAGAUCAGAUGAUGAAAACAGCUGCGAUUUGGCGGAGUGGAGGUCUGAACGAUUGAAUGUUGAAGAAGCCAUCGAUAGAUGUUCCGCAAUCGAAAGCGAGGGCAGUCUUGCAGUAGUCACAAGUGGUCCAGCCAAAAUGGCCGAUGAGAGUAGAUGCGCGGUGGCAGCUAGAACCUUACACUCUCGGCCUCGAAUCGAAUACUUCGAGGAGAGCUUUCAGUACUAA